Molecule: messenger RNA, 3612 nt
Organism: Aspergillus nidulans FGSC A4
Lineage: Eukaryota; Fungi; Ascomycota; Eurotiomycetes; Eurotiales; Aspergillaceae
Product: protein rrpC
Exons: 5
Coding region: 1-3612 (1203 amino acids)
Biological process (GO): RNA-templated transcription
Molecular function (GO): 5'-3' RNA polymerase activity; RNA-directed RNA polymerase activity; nucleic acid binding
Source: RefSeq, a predicted model, not a curated record
AUGGAAGUCUUCGUACACAAUCUUCCCGGAAAUUUUACCAAGGAUUCGUUGAAACAUCAGCUUGAGCCGUUCAUGCGGUCUCUGGCCAUCACUGACUACGACUGCGAAAAACCGAGGAAGAAGCGUUUUGGCCAUAUCCUAUUCCUGAAUCAAUCCGAUGGCAAGAGAUUUCUGGCUCAUCAUGGAGAAGAACGGCGAGCCGGGAGGCGGCGUCCCUUAUCCAAGCUGAACUUACUCGGAUCUCAGGUACUCUGCAAACCGAGCCACCGCAAACCGGACGAAUUCGACCUUCGAGCCCUGGAAAACGAGGUGCAGGAGCGAACCAACCCUUCCCGCAUAAUCGAAGAGGAAGGGGGCUCAGUUUCGUUUAUAUUGUCAACGGCUAGCUGUGGGUACACUGUGUUUGUGGACAAUGAGUUCUCCUACGUGCCAGAGGUGGAACUCCAACAGUAUGACUCUAUCAUCUUCAGGAAGCGAAAUAUUACUGUUCACUUGGGUAACACUCCUCGUAUCAAGAUUCCCCUGAAUACAAUCUAUGAGCUGGUCUGGUCCAAACACGGUUCGUUGCUGCUUACCUUGGUCACAGUCCCGUUAUUUUUCCAAUGCGACGGCCAUUCGCGUAUUCGUCUCACGUCGCCGGGUGGGCCUCAGGCCGCAGUUGUCGGGCAAUGCCUUGUGUACCAGUUUCAAGUCGUCUCAUCUUCAUCGAAUUUAAGAGCACGAAUGGGCAAGGUGGCAGAGUACGACUUGAGUGUUAUAAACUACGAGUUCAAAACAGUGCAUAAUUUUGACAGCUGGCAGUCGCAGCUCACUUUGUUGAGAGACCGUUUGGGAGAGUAUACUAGGGCUGGGACGUUGCCUUUCGGAAUCUUAUUCCAACUACAAGCACUGGUCUACAACGGGUACCUUCCUCCGAAUAUCGUUCUACGUCUGACCAGAAAAUUGGCGAGUAUCACCAAAACAAGAAAGGUGCAAGGGAGGAGACCAAUAUCGGUAAAUUCUAUGAAAAGACUAUUCAACUUGAUUGACUGGCCAUCCCCCUUUGGAGACCCAGAAGAGUUCAGCAUUAAAAGAUUGCUAGAGGUGAUCACGGGAAACGACAAGGACCUCGGCGAAGGGGCUAGCGAAGCAGAGGCUCUCUUUCAGCCCGCUCCGCACCUUGCACAUAUUCAUCGAGUUGUUGUGACCCCUUCCCGCAUAACCUUGCAUGGCCCAGAGACGGAGCCUCUGAAUCGAAUCCUUCGACGCUUUCCGAACCAUCACGAGUACUUUAUCCGCGUGCAGUUCUGCGAUGAGAACGGGGAGGAUAUCUACUUCAAUCCUCGAAUUAACAACAGUUUAAUCUUUGCGAGGUUUAAGAACGUGUUCGCAAAUGGCUUUCAGAUUGCUGGCCGCACUUACACUUUCCUGGGGUUCUCUCAUUCAUCGCUGAGGUCUCGCUCAGCCUGGUUCUCUGCGCCUUUCAUCGACGACGACGGGAGCCUCCAGAGUUAUUUCACAAUUAUUAAGGCCAUUGGAAGGUUCUCGGAGAUAACUUCCCCUGCUCGUUGCGCAGCCAGAAUUGGACAGGCCUUCUCGGAAACCCCAUUUGCCGUGAAUCUGAAGGAAAACGGGAUCCGUGUAUUGCGAAUACCAGACGUACAAGUCGGUGGACGGGUCUUCAGCGACGGUGUUGGGACAAUCUCUGCAAAAGCCGUUGAUAUAAUCCACGGCGUCUUGCCGCCCCGAAACGGAGCGCCAACAUGUUUUCAGAUUCGUCUAGGGGGUGCAAAGGGCAUGCUAUCCUUAGACCCGCGUCUUCGAGGCUCCAAGAUCUGUAUUAGGCCUUCCAUGACCAAGUUCCAGACAGACGACCAGGUAAACGUGGAAAUUUGUGGCUCAGGAUCAAAACCUAUCCCUCUGUUCUUGAAUAGACAAGUGAUCAAGAUCCUGGAGGAUAUGGGCGUUGAUAGAGAGUGGUUUAUGACGCUACAGGAGCUGCGCAUAGAACAGCUGCGAAAGGCCACUGCAACCACCAAGAACACAGCAACCUUUGUUAAAGGCCAGAGUGUCGCCGACUGCGUCAAGCUAUAUCGAUUAUUUCUGUUGUUUCAUAACCUAAAGCUGGACUACAAGAAAAUCCCUUUUCUCCGAGCGGUCGUUGAAGCCAUGGUCCUUCGGGAACUCCGCCUUCUGAAACAUAAAGCACGAAUCCCAGUGCACAAGGGUAUUACGCUGUAUGGUGUCAUGGAUGAGACUGGAUUCCUAAACGAAAACGAGGUCUUUGUGACCUAUCAAGCCAUGGACAGGCUUGCAGCUCCUCCCCAAAACUGCCGUCUGCUUGUCACCCGGUCUCCGGCUUUACACAACGGGGAUAUCCAAUACCCCUACAAUGUCGUUCCGCCUAAGGGUCACCCACUUCAGCAACAGCGGAAUUGUAUCGUCUUCAGCCAAAAAGGUACUCGAGAUCUUCCCAGUCAGCUCAGCGGGGGAGAUCUGGAUGGGGACUUGUACAACAUCAUUUGGGACCCAGCAGCCGCUCCGAAACGCGUCUUUACCCCGGCCAACUACCCCCGUAACCCGCCUCUGGAUAUCAAGCGUGUGGUAGAGAGAGAGGACAUGGCCAACUUCUUUGUCGAGUUUAUGCAAUCCGAUAGACUUGGUGUUAUUGCGACCAAACACAUGAUCUUAGCCGACCAGAUGGAACUCGGUACUUCACACUCCGACUGUAAGAAGCUUGCGCAGCUGCACUCUACAGCAGUAGACUUCUCAAAGACUGGAAUUCCUGUCAGGCUUAAGGAAAUGCCGUUCGUUAAUCGUAGUAGACCAGACUUCCUCGCCCCGGGACCCCUAGCCAAGAUCCACGACAGGCAGAACAUUCAACUUGAGGCCCGCUACGUUCACCCCUAUCCAGAUGACGAUAUUGACUUCAGCCCGGUGCACAAGUACUAUCGAUCUGAGAAGAUACUGGGCAAGCUCUAUCGCGCCAUCAAUGAGCAUGAGAUCUGGACGAAGGAUAUUCACACGACAGUCAAUUCUAAUCCGACCGCCGUGUGGAAGAGGAUAAUAGACUCAUUGACCGGGCGGUGCAUCGCCCUCGGAGCACCCGUAAACUGGAAAGCGCACGUCGAAACAGCUCGUCAACUUCGUUCACUGUACUACAUCCUCCCAACGUACGAAGAUUCAAUGUCCAAUGCGAUGGCUAACUUCUCCAAACACCCCAUCUACCCCUUAACUGAGCUCGAAGUCUUCAUCGGCCAGGUUCUCAAUAACAGUGGCGCCCAAACCAACCGACAGCGCGAACGGUCUAUCAAACUCAAUGAUGAAUUCGAGAGAAUAGCUUCCUUCAUAUUAUCGCAAAUGCGCCCUUCAGGCCUCAUAACAGGUUACGUUGUUUCGGCCUGUGCGCUGUUAAUGGAAGUAGAGGAAUUGGAGAAGAGCAGACGGCUUUACGGUGAAAAUAGGCGCCCACUUCUGGACGCGUUCACAUCCUCCAGGAAAGAGAAAAACGAUUACGAGCCAAAAGGCCUUGAUCGGGCCACGCAAAAAACUACUUUUGAAUACGGUGAAAGGUGGACUGCGGCUGAUGUUGAGGCCAUGUUGCGUCAGCUUGAACUCAACACUAUCGUUUGA